AUGUCUGCAUCUAUGAAAAAUGCCAUUAAAAGAAGAAACCGGGAAAUCCAUAAUAAUCCACGGCAGAGCAGGCUUCAAUCACGAAUGGUCCACACUAGAGCCUUUCCCUCCUCCCUUUUUUCCCCAAUUCAAAAAUCCACCUCCACCGAUCCACCAUUCCACCUCCGGUCCUCCACGGCUCCACCCAAUUCAAAAAUCCACCUCCAUAGCUCCACCUCCGCUCUAACGGUGGUUCUACGUCUUCUACCUUUGAAUUUCAAAGCUCAUCAGAUGGUAAUGUUCAGUGCUACAUGGCCUGCAACAGUUCAUCGGUUAGCUCAGGAGUACAUGGACCCUAAUCUUGUUAAGGUUGUGAUUGGCUCAGAAGAUUUAGCUGCCAACCAUGAUGUUAUGCAGAUAGUUGAGGACUGAUUUUAUCAUCUAGAAUUGCUUGAUGGCUCAAGUUGUUUGAGUUUAAAAGUUUAAAAUCAAUUGUGGAUACUCAAU
Molecule: messenger RNA, 486 nt
Organism: Gossypium raimondii (Peruvian cotton)
Lineage: Eukaryota; Viridiplantae; Streptophyta; Magnoliopsida; Malvales; Malvaceae
Exons: 4
Coding region: 1-411 (136 amino acids)
Source: RefSeq, a predicted model, not a curated record